GCGCAGUCGCCGGCAGCGGGAACACCCUCGGAGUCGCACAGGCUACCAGCUCCUGAUGCUACCACUUCCGCGCUUCAGCAAGUGCCAUCUGCCCCCGCGGCCUCUGCCCUUCCGCAGACGUCUGACGGGCAAGCUUCUCCUGCAGUCCAGGCCAUAUCCCUUCGACCUGCUCAAUUCACAAUUAUGCCGCUGGAGAUGCCGUCUGCGUCGGCUGUGCCAACCUUGCCGACAUCUAACAGGCCACAGUCUACUGCGGUUCAGGUGCCGUCUGCCUUUGGUGUGCCUCCCCGUUCGCCGGUUCCAGAUGUGGCGGCGCAAGCUUCUCCAGGCAUGGAGGUGCCUUCUACCACUGCCUCUUUUCUGCCGCAGACGCAAGCUUCGGCAGCAGUGCAGCUGCCAUCCACCCCAACAGCACCUUCCCUGCCGCAGACCUCGGAUAGGCAGGCGUCUUCCGUGGCCUUGAAGUCCGACUUGUCACCACAGGCGCGAUUCGCGGCGACAUUAAGCCUGGCCUUGAUUGUGAAAGCGCUGUGCAUGCUCAGCAACAUGCUUUGCUACGUGUCGCCGCUUCCACAGGUACAGCAGUUUCAGAAACUGGGUGACACAGGUGAAGCGGAUUCCGCUCCGUUUAUGUCUAUUCUGUACGCAGGCUGGCAGUGGUGUUUUUACGGCACAUUCGCGUAUUUCGUUACGCAGAAAAGUGGCUUUCUGGUGCUGUUCUAUUCCAAUAUUGCUGGUGCAGUUCUUGGUAUUUAUUACGUCUGGGGAUUCCAGCGAAACUGCCGCGACAACAAGGCCUUGCAACAACUGCAUCUGUACUUUCGCGCCGUGGGAGUCAUUGUCUGCCUUCAGUGCGUUGCGAUCUGCUCCUUGACCCGGGGGAACGCACUCUUCUUCAGUGGCCUCAUGUCGUCCCUGUCCAGCAUCGUGAGCGCUACAUCUUUAUGCUCCACCCUGCCGAAGGUCAUCAAGACUCAGUGCUCCGCCUCCAUUAAUGUGGAGCUGCUCACUGUCGGCCUUUGUUCCUCUAUGUUGUGGGUGAGCUGUGGACUGAUGCUAUGGGACAUGUGGAUUACAGUUCCGAAUCUUUUCUGCAUCACCAUCCAGCUUGUCUGCGGCUUCUUUGUGCUCUUAUUUCCCAGGGAGGAAGAGGGAGAUUUGGCCUGCAUACCAUCACGAUCACCAGUCUGUGCUUGGCUUCUGCCAGCUGAACGUGACGAUGAGGCACAGGCAGAAGAACAAACGUCUAUAUCCUCCCGGCCGACUCUUGCCGGGCGAACCGCUGCGGCUGCUGCAGCAAUCCGUGCUGCCUUGGCAGCAUCUGAAGCCAGGCAGGCCGCGCAGUGGGCACCGCAGGACUAUGGAAGUACAGUUUCAUCUACUGCCGGGACCGGUGGGACCUGGUAG
This is a messenger RNA of Symbiodinium necroappetens, 1407 nucleotides long. Lineage: Eukaryota; Dinophyceae; Suessiales; Symbiodiniaceae. The record is from the annotation of a GenBank genome assembly.